CUUUUGAUGGAGACAGCUGGCGACUGUAGCAAGCCACAUGCCAGAGUGCGUCGAAAUCCUGUGGCACACCUGCGAGAUGUAGAACCCCGUGUGGCAAAGCAGCGCUUACCACGGGCACGCCGCCGGGCUACGCUGGCAAGGCUCAUCAGCGGCUUGCGGGAAGCUGUUUCAUCCCGGUCAGAAAACUCAUCCUCAAAGCAUCAGGUUUUGCGUAAGGCUAAGAAAUCUAUCCGGAAGCUGGAGCAAACCUUGGGGUCUUUGCUGAAGAUGAAAGAGUCCUUCAGCCUGGAGGAUGGGAACCUGACCAGCUUGGAGGAAGUCAGGGAGAAGUACGUCAAGAGGCACUUCAGCAAUCACAGCACUGCAUCAGCCUCGGAAGCUGCGAGUGAGAGUGACUCUAGCGUCUGGUAUUCGAAUCAAGUAUGUGAAAAACAAACAAUGGAAGAGGAUGGGAAGCCAGAAUUUAUCCAGUCUCCAGACACUUCAUCCCCAGAUCUGGUGGAAUUUGAGCGAUGCUCCCUUUCCUUCCCUUUCCUUCCCUUCAAACUGAGUUUUUAUAAGCACACAGUGGACCUGGUGAUAGAGCAUGGAAUUAUUUGCGCUGAGGCGGUGCCUCUUCCUGAGGUCUCCACAGCUAUUUCCCACCUCUGGCAAGAGCUUUCUGAAGAAAGGAGAGACAGCAUCUUGCAGUACUGUAGCCAGAGAGAUUUCCUCAUGGAUCCUAAGGCUGCUUGCCAAGAGCCCGCCUGCACUGAAGGUAGCGUGAGGGACAGCCAAGGUAACAGUAAGGAAGCCAGUGGUUCCUCGGUCUCCACACCGGAGGAAGUAAUGUUUGAAGAUGCGUUUGACAUUACUGCUGGUUUCCUUGACAGAAGCGAGAAUCAGGGAAUGUCUAGCCAGAGUUCAGCAUCUGCAAGCUGCACUUCUGAAAAUCCAGAGGAUCACCACAGGCUCUAUCUGCAGAUCACUGACUUCCUAAAAAGCCUCUUCUUUGACAAUACACAGUUUUGCCAGCGAAACCCCUCCGCCAGUGAGGACGGGGACGGGGUGAUGCAGACUAACAACACGUCUUCACACACGUGUUACAGCACAACCGAAUUCGAGGGGGCUGAUGAGUAA
Messenger RNA from Eurypyga helias (sunbittern), 1119 nucleotides. It is a transcript of the gene STRA8, whose product is annotated as stimulated by retinoic acid 8. The record is from RefSeq and is a predicted model, not a curated record. Gene Ontology annotation, biological process: cellular response to retinoic acid; meiotic cell cycle. The transcript is spliced from 8 exons. Gene Ontology annotation, molecular function: protein dimerization activity. The annotation marks the transcript as partial. Lineage: Eukaryota; Metazoa; Chordata; Aves; Eurypygiformes; Eurypygidae.